Ilyonectria robusta is the source of this 348-nucleotide messenger RNA. RefSeq lists its product as uncharacterized. Gene Ontology annotation, molecular function: ATP binding; protein kinase activity. The record is from RefSeq and is a predicted model, not a curated record. The transcript has a single exon. Bases 1 to 348 code for a protein of 115 amino acids. Lineage: Eukaryota; Fungi; Ascomycota; Sordariomycetes; Hypocreales; Nectriaceae. Gene Ontology annotation, biological process: protein phosphorylation.
AUGACCCUCUUUAUAUUUUCUUUGUUUCUUAGUUAUAGCGGGCGACCAGUCUUGAAAGAACUGGGAGAAGUCAAUAAAGAUGUCGCCAAUGAGAUUCUCACCGCGCUCGGUCGAUUGCAUCAGCAUCGAGUUCUCCACUGCGAUGCGGAGCCACGCAAUGUGCUCUACGAUAAACGCAUGGUUAGAUGUAUGAUCGUGGACUUGAUGCUGGCGGAGUUCCAUGCCCGGCAACCUCUCGGGCCCAUCAACAUCAAUGGUCGAAGUCGGAAAAGGAAAUGGGCGCCAAAUAAGCAUGAGAAGGACGUUUUUGCUGUCGAGGCGCAAUCUUUGCGGGCGAGUUUGUCAUAA